UCUUCUUCCAUUUACUCUUCCUCCCAUAACACACCUCACGAUGACGACCAUAGACCACACGGCGUACCCAACCAUCAUGGACAAGAUCAUCGCCCACGCGUCCAUGCAAGCGCUAUUCAAGCUCCGUCUCACCUCGACCUCCUUUCGCGCCCGCGUCGACGCGCAGGUCGGCACACACGCGCUGCUCAGUACCGACCGCAUGCUGGGCGUGAAGAAUGAGGGUAGCGACCGCAACAAGCUCAGGACGUACCUCCUCAAGAAGCAUCGUUUCUCGCCCGGUCCCACGAGCUGGGCGCUGAACACCCCGCCCUCGACGGCACGCGUCGUCGAUAUUCACGACGCGUUGCUCGACAUGCCGGACCCGAGUCCUGUGCUGCGCGGCUUCCCCUCCGUCUCGACGGUGCGCCGGCUCUGGCUUGGCGACCCCAGCCCGCAGAUGAUGGAUCUCGUCUCCCCACACAGCACAGUGGUCGACUUUAUCACACUCCCUCUGUCGCAGACGUUCGAAGGCAUCUAUCUGUCAACGGGUAACCGGCACAUCAUCCACCUUCGAGUCGGAGACACGACCAUCACAUCCCACCUUAAGGUACUCGGUAGCACUGACAGUGUCACCAUUGUCCUUUGGAGGCAUUCCGCGACCGUUGGCAAGGAGUUGUCAAUGUCGACAAAGCUGCGUCUCCUCGACAUUUUGCUAACCAUCCUCUCCCAAUCGCCCCUUCAUUUCACCGUCGCCGGACUCCAGCAUGUCGUCGAGACCGACGACUACGGUCACAUUGUCGACAACGUGAAGCGCAUCCACAGCAUGAAUCCCGACAGUGACACCGAAAUGAAGAUCCUCACGAUCAACGAGUGGUGGGAGGAGCUCGAGGCGGGGGAGAAGGAGGUCAUCGGCAUGUGGCCGUCCGAGUAUGACGACAUGAAGGUGUAGAUAUCGACAACACCCGAUGGCGGCCGAAAAUCACACUGUGAACGAAAACAAAUAGCAAGAUGUCGAGACGACGAGAGCCGACAACAAGUCAAUGGAGCCAAACAUGAGGACAGCCUGGGCGUAUGUGCAGUAGCUAAGAUGAACAUGGGCGCGAUGUGUAACGCGAGGAGCGGCGGGGCGACCAUCUCAACGGCGGGCAAUCCAGCUGACGCACACCGUCCAGUGCGAGCGGCACGCACUUGUUUGGCAUAUUGUCUCAGUCGCACCCACCGCCCACCAC
This is a messenger RNA of Vanrija pseudolonga, 1208 nucleotides long. RefSeq lists its product as uncharacterized. Lineage: Eukaryota; Fungi; Basidiomycota; Tremellomycetes; Trichosporonales; Trichosporonaceae. The coding region runs from base 41 to 928 and encodes 295 amino acids. The transcript has 2 exons. The record is from RefSeq and is a predicted model, not a curated record.